UAGUAUCAGUCUAUCUUUACUGAACAUUUAAUAAACAAUAAACAUGGCAGUUAAGUUUGUUAUUUUGGCCGCCUUGGUAGCAGUAGCUAGGGGUGGAGUGAUAGCCGGUCCAGCAGCCGUGGUAGCAGCCCCCCAAGUACUCGCCAAAGUGUCCGAUGCAACAUUUGAUCCAAAUCCACAGUACUCUUUUGCUUAUGACGUUCAAGACGGUUUAACUGGAGACAGCAAGAGUCAAAUUGAAAGUAGAAAUGGAGACAUCGUUCAGGGACAAUACAGUCUGGUUGAUCCUGAUGGCACUAGAAGAAUUGUCGAUUACACCGCUGACCCAGUGAACGGAUUCAACGCCGUAGUAAGAAAAGCUCCUUUAGCUGUUGCUGCCCCAGUCGUAGCCAAAGCCGUUGCCGCCCCAGUUGUUGCUCCUGCUCCGAUUGUAGCCGCCAGGGCAGUAGCAGCUCCGGCUCCCGUUUUAGCUGCAAGGGCAGUAGCUGCUCCUUUAGUAGCUCAGCCAGCGAUUGCUAGGGCAGCUCCUAUCUUAGCAGCUCCAGCGCCUGUUGCUUAUCAAGCUUUUCCAGCUGCUCCAGUAGCAAGGCUAGCUGCUCCAUUUAAUUACGCCUAUGUUUAAUAAGAAUAUUGUUCGCUAAUGAUGACUGUUUUGUAAAUAUUGUUUUUAGUUUCGUUAUUCCGUUUGUAAUAUGUUAUUUUUAUUAAUAAAAACACUGGUUCAAUUAUA
Messenger RNA from Anthonomus grandis grandis, 730 nucleotides. RefSeq names its product larval cuticle protein A2B-like. The record is from RefSeq and is a predicted model, not a curated record. Lineage: Eukaryota; Metazoa; Arthropoda; Insecta; Coleoptera; Curculionidae. Gene Ontology annotation, cellular component: extracellular matrix. The transcript is spliced from 2 exons. The coding region runs from base 44 to 622 and encodes 192 amino acids.